Molecule: messenger RNA, 2529 nt
Organism: Silurus meridionalis
Lineage: Eukaryota; Metazoa; Chordata; Actinopteri; Siluriformes; Siluridae
Gene: fkbp10a
Product: FKBP prolyl isomerase 10a
Molecular function (GO): peptidyl-prolyl cis-trans isomerase activity; calcium ion binding
Source: RefSeq, a predicted model, not a curated record
CCCCUAAUGUGAGAAGCCGUAAGAAAAGUUUUACUGUACUCUCUAAAUAUUUGGAAAAAGAUCAAUUUAAGAAAUCAGUUAUUCGAUCAUCAUAAAAAAAAGUCCUUAAACCCUGGUGUGGAAGAUUUUUUAAGAAACUUCAGUCUAUUUUAUAUGGACUUAGAGGCAUUUGUGUUGAAACCCCAAGGUUGAGCUGGAAGUCGGUCACUUACAAUCCAUUACAGUGAAGUGUAUUCUCCUCCGCUCUGUCCUGCAUAAACCGUGUGUGUGUGUUUUAGGACCUGGGGGAGGUUUCCAGCUGUGCCCGUGUUACAGCUGUUAUUAUCCGUUCUCCUUAGUUCAUUUUAGUCGAGUGCGUGUGCAGAUGUUUUGUUUCUGAACUACCGAAUCUCUUUCACUGCAGAUUGGAGAUACACCCGAUCUCUCUCUCUCUCUCUCUCUCUCUCUCUCUCUCUCUCUCUUCAGAGAGAAUGCCCUGAAACACUUCUACAAACAGAGAAAAAGUCAGUAAGGCUAUCUGUAUUGUUUAGGUGUGUGUGUGUGUGUGUGUUUGAGCGAGCGAGCGAGCGAGCGCGAGAGAGAUGGAUGUAAAUGUGGCGCUGUGUGUACUGUGUGCGUACUGCGCAUGCGCGAUGCCUAACCCCGGUCCCAGUGCGGAGCUGCUUAUUGAUCGCUACUCGUUACCGAGCCGCUGCGGCAGAGAGGUUCAGCCUGGGGAUUAUGUUCGGUACCACUACACCGGGUCGUUUCCGGACGGGAGGAUCUUCGACUCCAGUGAGAAUAAAGGCAAGGCAUUUGUUGGACUGGUGGGUGUGGACAGUAAGGUGAUUCCAGGCUUGGACAGAGGAGUGAUGGGUAUGUGUGUGAAUGAGAGAAGGAAGAUCACCAUCCCCCCUCACCUUGGAUAUGGCAUCUCCGGAGCUGGUACAGUGAUUCCUUCAGAUGCAACUCUGGUGUUUGAUGUUGUGUUGUUGGACGUGUGGAAUAAAGAUGAUGUUGUAGACACUCGUCUGCUCUUAAAGCCAUUGUCUUGUCGCCGCUCCGUGCAGCAUGGUGAUUUUGUGCGCUAUCUGUAUAAUGGCUCACUGAUCAAUGGCACAACCUUCGAGUCCAGUUAUGGACAAAAUGUCACAUAUGACACGUACGUGGAUGAAGAUCACCUGAUGAGAGGCAUGGUCCAGGGGCUAAUGGGAAUGUGUGUUGGAGAGAAACGCUCCAUCAUCAUUCCACCAUUUUUAGCCUACGGGGAGAAAGGAUAUGGUGUGAAGGUGCCAGCUCAUGCAACGGUGGUGUUUGAUGCGCUGCUCAUUGAUGUAUUUAAUGUGAAAGAUGAUGUACAGGUAGAGGUUCUUUAUGUUCCUCAGCCCUGCAAAAGAAAGUCAAAGAAGGGAGACUUCAUACGUUAUCAUUACAAUGGAACAUUCCAGGAUGGAACACUGUUUGACUCUAGCUACCAGCGCAAAAGUACGUACAACACGUUUGUUGGUUUGGGUCAUGUGAUCGCUGGAGUGGAUAAAGCAUUGCAUGGAGUGUGUGUGGGAGAAAAAAGACACAUCAUUGUUCCUCCACAUCUCGCCUAUGGAGAGAACGGGACAGGUGACCUUAUUCCUGGUUCAGCAGUGUUGAUAUUUGACCUCCACAUCAUUGACUUCCACAAUCCAAAAGACUCAGUGGAUAUUCAGAUUACCCACAAACCCCUGCAGUGUAACAGCACCAGUGCUGCUAAUGACCUCGUCACUUACCACUACAACUGCUCUCUGCUGGACGGCACCCAACUUUACUCAUCUGCUGACUUGGGUAGACCUGCACAGGCGAUUCUUGGUCAAGCAGAGGUCAUUGAGGUGGACCAAGGGUUAAAGGGCAUGUGUGUGGGGGAGAAGAGGGAGGUGAUUGUGCCCCCCCACUUUGGACAUGGACGAAAUGAAGGUUCUGUGGUUCCAGCAGAUGCAGUGUUGAUUUUUGAACUAGAGUUAUUGAAUUUGCAAAAAGGCGUUCCUGAAGGCUUCUUGUUUGUCUGGCUGGAAGAGAUUCCAGAUCCUCUAUUCAGCUUUAUGGACCUUAACCAGGAUGGAGAAGUUUUACUAGAGGAGUUCACAACAUUCAUCCAGCUGCAGGUGUCAAAGAGAAAAGGUCGUCUCCACCCUGCAAUGGAUGCUGAAGUAAUCAUCAAAGAGAUGUUCACCAGCCAAGAUCAGAAUGCUGAUGGGAGAAUCACAGAGAAUGAACUAAGACUUCAGACAGACAAGACAGUGGGACAUGAUGAGCUUUAAGGGAAAAAAUGCUAAAGAACUCUUUUUACCUGUUAAUCGGAAACAUCAAGUUUUGCGCUUGAGCCAAUAUUAAUCAAUAAAUAUAUGAUUUAGUUUAAGGUCAGACAUACACAAGGUCAUAAUUUGACACUUAUUACACAUUACAUAUAUAAUGUUGCAUUUAACCCCAGAAUAAUUCAUUCCUUUUCCCCAUCCAUUUUGGUGAUCAGAUAGCUAAUGACACAGGUGCAUCUCAAUAAAUGACAAUAUUAUUGAUUUA